Messenger RNA from Lodderomyces pseudojiufengensis, 1380 nucleotides. RefSeq names its product Crh12p (gene CRH12). The record is from RefSeq and is a predicted model, not a curated record. NCBI's taxonomy places the organism in Eukaryota, Fungi, Ascomycota, Pichiomycetes, Serinales, Debaryomycetaceae. Gene Ontology annotation, molecular function: glycosyltransferase activity; hydrolase activity, hydrolyzing O-glycosyl compounds. Gene Ontology annotation, cellular component: fungal-type cell wall. Gene Ontology annotation, biological process: fungal-type cell wall organization; carbohydrate metabolic process. Bases 1 to 1380 code for a protein of 459 amino acids. The transcript has a single exon.
AUGUAUUUUUUACCAUUAAUAGCAACAUAUUUAUUAAUCAACAGAUCAUUUGCAACUAUUGAUUCAGACUUAGAAUCAGAUUAUGAAAAUGAAAAAUGUAAUCCAGUUUUAGACAAACAAUGUUUAGCAUGCAAUGAAGCAUUAGGAAGAUCAAUUCAUGAAACUUUUUCACAUGGAACAGAAUAUUUCGCUGUUACUAGUUGUAGAAAGGGGGUAAGAUUUGGUUCAAAUGGUUUACAAUUAACUAUAAGAAAAGAAUUUGAUAAUCCAGCAUUAACAUCAAGCUUUUAUAUUUUGUAUGGUAAAGUUGAAGCUGAAAUUAAAGGAUCAUUUGGACCAGGUAUUGUUAGUUCAUUUUAUUUACAAAGUGAUGAUUUAGAUGAAAUUGAUAUUGCUGAAAUUUUAGGUGGCGAUCCUUUCAAUUAUCAAACUAAUUAUUUUAUAAAGGGAAAUGUAACAACUUAUGAUCGAGCAAGAUAUCAUAAAUUAAAUAAAAGUCCAUUGAAUGAGUUUUAUACUUAUGGAGUUGAAUGGACACCAAAGAUGAUUACUUGGUAUUUGAAUGGUGAACCAGUUAGACAAUUGAAUAGAUUGAAUAAACAAGGGUAUCCUUCGAGUCCAAUGGUUGUAAAAUUGAGUUUAUGGAGUGGGGAAACAACACAAGAUCAAGGUACAAUUGCAUGGAGUAGAGGGUUAACUGAUUAUAAUAAUGGUCCAUUUAUGAUGCAUAUUAAGAACUUAAAAGUUUCUGAUUAUUCGACUGGUGAGUCUUAUAUGUAUGGUUGGUUACCUAAUGGACAAUGGAUGAAAUUAAAUGCUAAAGGUGGUUCGAUUUAUAAAGAUGGUUCCGAGACUCAAUCACCACCAAAAUUUCCAACUCAAAGACAUGAAGAUUGGACAGUUCCACAUGAAAGAUCAGUUAUUCUUCCAACAAGUACAAAAAUUAAACCUACUGGAACAGAAAAGCCCUUUGAUUUUGCAUCAACAACAAUUGCAAUUGAUAAACUCAUUAAAAAGAUCAAUCCUAAAAAGAGUAAAAAUUCAAAAGGUUUAUAUGAGUUUCCUAAACAAACUGGAGUUUAUGAGUUGGUUCGUGAAUCUUGGGAAACUUCAAUAUUUUCAACAUCAACUGAAACACAUUUCCAGACAACAAUUAAAAAUGGUGAAAGUAAGACAACAUCAGAUCGAAAAUUGAAAUCAAAAGAAUCCUCAUUUAUUCAAUUCCCUGAAAAAGAAGGUGAAAAUGAUGAUAAAAAGAAAAGUACAAAGACAAAUAAGAAACAAAAGAAAAAGAAGACUUCUGAAGCUUCAACUUUUAAUUUCACUUCUAUUUCAUUUAUAUUGUUGAUUGAAACUAUUUUGAUUAUGACAUCAUUUUGA